AUGUUACUCUCUUUUUUGUUACCAAUCUUUUGGAUUUUGGAAAUCGUCUCCCUACAACAUUUAGCCGUUGACUUCACAACAAAUGUAAUCCGAUCCAUCGCGGACGACCAUGGUGGACACUUCACCUGGUGGAUCUACAACCUGGAAGCAGCCGACGAUAGUUUCGUCAGCGCACUCCUGCAAGCUCCACACUUUCGAUACAUCCCCCGCCAGGUCAUGAGCACGACCAGUAUGACUGUGGUGGAUCCCCUCGAGCACGCUCCAUCGCUGAUCGUGAUUCGCUGCCUGGUUUGUGGUCGGAGGAACGACUGGGAACAUCUCAAGUACGCCAAUGUGUCGGUUGAGACUAGAUUCCUGGUGGUUUAUCAAUGCAAAAGUCGGGAUGCAUUCUAUCUGAUGCAAAACGUGUUCAAGAGGCUCAUGCUCAUCAAUACGGUUUUUCUCGAUUUGGAUGAGAACCUGUUGAUGUACGUGUUGCUCUUCAAGCAAGAACUGGUUCUGGUACGGAACCUCGAAAUUUCACCUUCAAAGCUGUUUGUGGAUCAGGCCCGCAACCUGAACGGACGACAGGUCGCAAUAUCCAUGACAGAUCCAAAGCCGGAAACGACCGUCUUUCCUCGAUAUCGAAUUAUUGGUCGCGACCUCGCGUGGAUCAAGUCUACGGUUCUACAUUUGAACGGUUCAAUAAUGCUUAGUAUCAUUGAUUGCAGCCAUUACUCAAGUGCUGAAUGUGCUUUCAAGCGGCAAUAUCAGUUCAAGAACAAAACAAUGUACGACAUCUGUCUGGAUCCUACGUAUGCCACUCGAAUGAAAUACUUCUUCAUCGACGGAGUGGAACCGGAUCGUUCGGCCAUUAUGGUCCCGGGCGGUCAAAGAUUGACCCCGCUCGAAGUUUUCAUCGUUCCGUUUCACCCGCACGUGUGGGUGAUGCUGGCCCUACUUUUCGUUGCCUGUUGGGCACUAGUUCUGUUCUACGCGGACACCUUCAUCAACGACCCAAUACUGGCUGCUCUGAGUGGAAUUGAAAGAAGAAGCUUCCACCUUACUGGAAAGCCGGAGAAGCUGCUCAUCCUCAUACUCUCAAUCCUCUUCUUCAUCUUGCUCCAAGCAUACGAGACCAAGAUCAUCGCCUUGAUGACCAGCUAUCCGUACAUGUCAGACCCUCGCGACCUGGAAGAUCUCGAACGAUUAGGAAUCAAAGUUCGUUACAUCGAAGGCAACUCCAAGUACACCUUUAGCAACAAUGCCCAGCUGCAGAGUCUGAUCAAAUCUGUGACCAGCCGAAAUGUGUCGGGGGUCUUCAAGUACGCAGUUAUCGGAGAGGAAAACUACGUCGGGCUGAUCAUCAGUAUUUCCAGACAUAUCUACAACCGUGCUGGACGAUUCAUCGUACUGAAGGACUACCAUCUGGGACUCGCCAUCCGGCAGUACUACAUGGCCCAGCGGAGUCCGCUGGCGAAGGAGUUCAAGCGCACUCAGCGGAUCUUCUUCGAGGUUGGACUGAGCCGGUUCUGGAUGGACCAGCCGUCCGGUGACAAUGUGUCACCCUGA
This is a messenger RNA of Culex pipiens pallens (northern house mosquito), 1551 nucleotides long. RefSeq lists its product as uncharacterized. NCBI's taxonomy places the organism in Eukaryota, Metazoa, Arthropoda, Insecta, Diptera, Culicidae. The coding region runs from base 1 to 1551 and encodes 516 amino acids. The record is from RefSeq and is a predicted model, not a curated record. The transcript is spliced from 2 exons.